Drosophila innubila is the source of this 5297-nucleotide messenger RNA. Its product is annotated as mucin-5AC. Gene Ontology annotation, molecular function: protein tyrosine phosphatase activity. Gene Ontology annotation, biological process: protein dephosphorylation. The record is from RefSeq and is a predicted model, not a curated record. NCBI's taxonomy places the organism in Eukaryota, Metazoa, Arthropoda, Insecta, Diptera, Drosophilidae. Bases 663 to 4958 code for a protein of 1431 amino acids. The transcript is spliced from 5 exons.
AUGUAUAUGUGUUUGUGUGUUAUUUGAAAUUCCAGUUAAUUGCUAAUUAAUGGAAUUUUCUUAUUAUUGAUUGCUUUUAAAAGAAAUCAUUCAAUUAAUUGUGCUAAUUAUAAAGAAAGUGUGAAAUAUAUAAAAAUUAUAUUCAUUUUUAACAUUUUGUUGUUGCUGCCCAGACGGCAGAGCAGCAGCUGAAGGCGGAAGCAGCGCAGUCGCAGCUGAGUGAAAAAUAAAUAGAUUCACAAAUAAUAAUGUUGUUGCUUAAGUGCUCGCAUACAAUUAACAAAAAAUAUCAUUAACAAAAGUGGAGUUGACUACUGCGACAACAACAACAACAACAACAAUAAUAAUAACAAUAACAGCAAAACUUAUUUUGGUCUCGCUUUUAAAACCAAAAUGGCAACGUGAGGAAACGUGAAGCGAAAACAAAAAAUUUGAAAAAUAUUGAAAAAGCAACAACAAUCUAAGGCUUAAAAUGGGCACAUAACAAAUAGCAGCAACAACAAGUGUAACUAAAGCUUUAAGCCCAGCAGAAGCAAUAAGAGAAGAAGAAGAAGAAAAAUAACAACAACUGUAGUAGCAAAAAAAAAAACAAAGCACGCAAAUUGCAGCAACAAUUUUGAAGCGCAGCGAAUCGAAGAAUCUGUUCGAGAGCGAGCGAGAGGAUGAUAGUCGGCAUUAUGCGCCUCGCCAAUUGCUAUCUGUCUUUCCACUGGGCAUUGGGCCUCUGUCUGCUGUUGUUUUGGGCAACGACAUCGACGCAGGCACGUGUUAUUGCAAAAAGAGAAACGCCCAAUGGGGAUAUGGGCGUGGCAGUCGUUGUUGCCUCUGCAACUGACCCUGACAUUGUUAAGCUCAACAGCGAAAGUGUCAACGGAUCGGAUACAACAACAACAACUAUCUACAAUGACAACCUAAAGAGAGCAGAGCAAGAAGAAUUGACUUCCACAACAUCCACAACAACAGAGACGGCUAAGCUUGCAAUGAACUCCACUGUAAUUUCCACAGUGCCAGCAAAUGUGGAUGCCAUUAAGCUUGUGGAUGCUAUUCAAUCGCAUGCAGAAGAGAAGCAAGAGCAUGAGCAUACAACAACAGCACAGCUUAAGCUGGAAACUGUGGAACCGUUAAAGUUUUCGGAGGAUUCAAAGCUUGUAAUAACUAAUUUAACAAUAACUGCAGAUGCUCAGGAGCAACAACAACAAAUGGAAUUGGAGCUGACAACAGCAUCAACAACAACCACUAGCAGCACCACAGAAGCAAUAAAAGAUACAACAACAACAACAACAGCAGCAGCAACAACAACGAAAGCGAGCUUAGCAUCCACUCAACGCUCUGAGGAUCAUGCACGUUCCAUGCAAUUUGCCAGCAGCACUGAAAGCUUUACGUUCGUUUCGCCUGUAACGCCCAUGAAGCUUCGACCACUUCCAAUGACAACAACAACUACGACACAUACAACAACAACACAUACACCACAGCUGCUGGCAGCACUGUUGCAUGCCGGCGUAACGGUCACGCCGAGAGAGUCGCAUGAGAAUGCCAUCGAAGAGGAGCAGCUGCAUCCGCAACCUGAGAAGCGUGCGAAAUUCAUCAGCGAUAAUUCGACAAAUGCACAACAGCUGACGCUGCCCAAUGCAGCAGAGGUGUGGAGUCUGGCGGCCAUGAAAAUGGUGCCAUCCACAACAACAACAACAACAACCACAUUGCCACAGACUGUCAAAGGCACAGAGCUAAACAACGAUAUUGAGACGCAUCAGGAUAAAAACCAAACGAUGCAGCAUAAGGAAAAAAAUCUAUUGGAUUGGCAACAGAUUAUGAUGAUGCAAACGAGUCAGGAAAAUCGCACAGAGGCAAUGAUGAGCACCACACUAGAUGCCACUGAGGCUGCUACACAAGCGACAACAUUGAAAUUGGAUGCAAUGGAAACAUCUGCCAGCAAUGCUGUAACUGACAGCACUGUAAAUAAGAGCGAAGAGAGCAAUAUGUUAAAUAUGGUGAGCGCAGCUGUUAAGCUACAGGAUGAUGAGCAGGCACCCACACCAACAACAGAAGCCUCAACAGAUGCAUUAACAGAUUUAACAAAAGCAAAGCCAGAGUUAACAGAAACAGAAGAGAAGGUGGAAUCAAUAGAAACAGUGAAUGCAACUGCUAAAUCAGAAUUAACAGAGCUCUCAAAGCUCAGCUUACAAGCAGUUGAAGGCGCUGUAACAGUAGUAAAUUCUGUAACUACAACAGAGGCUGCUACUAUUGCAACAACAACAACAACAACGCCUGCUAGUCUGACAACAGCUGAGCCAGUAAUUCCAGCAAUAACAACAACAGCCACAACAACAACAACGGGCAUGCCAAGUGCGUUGAACGCCACCCCCAAUCCCAAUUCCAAUACGAAUGAAAUGGCAAUGAAGGCGACGGCACAUGAAAAUAAUGAAAACGGCGAUAAAGCCAACGACGUCGACAGCGGCAGCGAGAGAGCCGACGUCAUCAACGUCUCAGUCUCAGUCUCAACGACCGAAACGACGCUGGCGGCAACUGAGAGUCAGCCAAUAACAGUUAGUACGCGAACAGCUGGCGAAGUGAGCACAACACCGACUACGACGACGACGACGUCAACGCCAACGUCGACGCCGAAAAUAUUGCACGCAAAGGUUGAUGAACAAUUAGCAGCGAGUACAACAACUUUGGCAACGCCAACGCCAACGGAAAUCAACCAAAUUAGCAAUGAAGUGAAUUUAGAAACAAUUACAGUUAAAAAUGUGACAAAAGACAAUAACAAUAACAAUGAGUUUACAAGUGUCAACAACAAUUUAUUGAUAACAACAACAACAAGCAGCACUGAGAAACCCAAUUACAGUGCUGCUAACAGUGAGUCGACGCUGGAAAUCAAUAAUAACAGUACUGCAAAUAUUCUAACAACAACAACAAUAACGUCGCUGUUAACAGAUGAGAAAGCUAACAGUAAACUGAAUGAGCAUGAAACUUCGCUGGAAACGAAUAAUAUAAGUGAAACAGCUGGAACAGCGCCAAUAAGAACAACAACAAUUGCAGUUGAAAUAGUGCCAACAACAGAAACAACAGCUGCACUGAAAGAAAGCAAGCUAACAACAACAACAGCAGCAGCAGCAACAACAACCACAAUAACAUCAACAGCUGCAAAGGGUGAGUCUGAGUUUUAUGAGGAUGAAGAUGAGCAACAACAAAUUGAUCACGAUCGAGAUGCAGAUACAGAGGAAGCGUUGCUAGCCAAAACCAAUAUGGCGAACACAACAACAACAACCACCACAACAACAUCCACAACAACAACAGGUGCGCCAAGAACAACAACCACUGAGGAGCCGCUUAUCAGUUUGCUGGAUGAUAGCACCACCACAACCACUAGCUCUACCACUACAACAACAGCAACUACUACUACUACAACAACAACCACACCCAGACCAACAACGACAACAACAACAACAGCUGAGCCCAUUUACAGCUCCACCACCACCACCGACAACAACAACAACAACAACCACAUCAUCAUUAACAGUAACAACAUGCUGCCCAUAGAAAGCAACACUGAAGCAAGUGGUGCGACAUUAGGUUUACCCACCACAAUGUUAAUGCCCCCACAUCCCACCGAUCAUAUGGAUCACAUGCAACAACCACAUGGCAACACGGGCACCGAUGUUAACGUCAUCAUUGCGAUAACAGUGAGUGUUAUUGGAGUCGUAGCCCUCAUCCUGCUGGUGGCAUUCCUCUAUUUAAUGCGCAAGCGACAGAAGCAGAUGUCAUAUGGACAGCGUUGUCGCCCCGUCAGCCUGGAUGCCUAUUCCCUGGACAAUGUCUCCGUUUUGGGCAGUGUACGACGCAAAGGACGCGAUCUGCGCGCCUCCAAACGCACCUAUGGCAAUGCCGCCUUCGAUGAUCCCUCGUUGCGUCACAAUCUCGUCAGUGCCACAGAGUUGGGCAAGUUUCUGGAGCGACGAUCGAGCAUCUUUGAGGAGUUCAGGGAUGUGCCGCAGAUAAUUGCAAGAGCCGAUGAAGUGCCCGCGGGAUGUGAGGAUAAGAAUCGCUACGCUAACGUAAUUCCGCUUCCUGAGACGCGUGUGGUGCUGCAGCGACAGGGAGAUGAUGACAAAACGGAAUACAUUAAUGCCAAUUAUGUGCGGGGGCCUCGAGAUGCGCCAAAUUAUUAUAUUGCUUGCCAGGCGCCGUUGGAGAGUACGACUGGAGACUUUUGGCGCAUGAUUUGGGAGCAGCAGUCUCGGGUGAUUGUACAGGCAACAGAUCUGAAUGAGAAUGGCAUUGAGCGUUGUGCGGAGUAUUUGCCGCCCUCGGUGACGCUGGAUAAUCACAGCAGCUAUGGGGAUUAUCAGGUAACGCUGAAGCACCGCGAGGUCAAGGAUAAAUAUGCGAUAUCGACGCUGAUGCUGAAGCGUGUGGAUGGCGAUGAAUGCCGUGAGCUGACGCACUAUUGGUACAAGUGGCCAGAGGCGGGUGUGCCCCUAGAGGAGGCACCCAUUAUAGCCAUGCUUCUGGAGGCAAGAUCAUCCCUCAAGUCGUACGCCCUUGAGCAGGCCAAUGAGCUGAAGGAGAAGUCGUCGACAUUGCCGCUGAAAUCCCUGGAGACAGCGCUGGACAACACUGAAGAGACAAAGAAACCGGAAGAGGCGGGAAGCACCUCGAGCGGUGCAAGCAAUGAGAUUAACGGCAAUGUGGCCAACAAGCAACAGACACGCAGUCAACAGGGACCGCUAACCAUUCACUGCUCCCCAGGCACGGGACGUACUGGCACCAUCAUCGCCUGUGACAUGGCCAUACGCAGCCUGGAGACGCCAAAGCGUUCCGUGGACAUACCACAGCUGGUUUACUAUGUGCGACGUGGACGCGCCAGCGCCGUGCAGACCAAGGAGCAAUACGAAUUUAUCUAUAAGGUGGCCAAUAUGUAUGCGACCAAAAUCACAAAUCUGUCAAAUGAUAACUGACACUGCUGAGUUCAGUUUUAGAAUGUAUAAUCAAGUCCUUAUAUACGCGCUGUAUCCAUAUAAUAGUCAUAGUCCAUAUAUGUAUUUAUCUUUAUAUACACACAUAUACAGAUUAUAUAAAUUAAUAUAUUAGAUAAAAGUUUAUUAGGUAUUAAUCGAUCGAUAAAACAUGCAAUUUUCAAUUGAAUUUGCGCACCAGGAGAAUAAUUUUUUUUGUGUUGUGCUUGAAAUUUCAUUUAAGAUGUAUGUAUUCCUUUAUUAUUGUGAUAUAUUCGUACAUUUGUAAAUCUCUUAAAUAAUCUGUUGCAUAUUUAUAAUAAGUCUUUGUUUUUUGCGAGU